AUGGGCAAGUCAAGCAAGAAGGCGGCCGCCGUGGGCGCGGCGCCGGUGCCGAUUAAGGUACCAAAGAAGGCGCCUGCUGCUAAGAUCGCUAAACAAGAAUCCAGUGACGAUGACAGCAGCGACGCGACCUCUGAAUCUGAUGAGACAGGCAAGAAAGAGAGCAGCAGUGAUGAGGGCAGUGAAGAUGAGUUGGAUGAUGACGACGACGAUGAUGAACCUGCAAAGAAGGCUGCUGCUAAACCCUUGGGCGCUGUUGCCAAAAAUGGUUUGAAGAAAAAGGCAAGCAAGAAAGCAGCAGCGAUGAGGACAAAACCUGCUGCCCCUCUAAAGAAACCAUCUGUGAUUGAUGCACAAAAGAAAAAGGAGGAUCCGUCUGAGAGUGACUCUGAUGAUGACUCAGAUGAGGAAGUGCCUCCUAAGUCUAAGGCUUCUGUAGUGGCUACCAAAAAGGAAGAUUCCAGUGGAAGUGAGUCAGAGAGUGAUUCUGAGGUUGAGGAUGCAAGUAAAACUCAGCCUGCCAAGAGAGCUGCUUCAAAAAUGAAAGAUGAAUCAAGUGAUGACUCUGACACUGAUGAGGACGAGAAACCUCCCCAAAAGAAGCAGAAGGAAGCACCUUCAGCUGCAAAGAAUGGAAGCAGCAGUGAGGAUGAGGAUGGCAGUAGUGAGGAAAGUUCUGAUGAUGAGCGUACAAAAGUUGAACAAAAGAAGGCACCAAAAGCAUCAGCAAGCAGUGGAUCUGAGGAUGAAUCUUCUGAAGAUGAUAGUGAUGAAGACAGUGAAGAGCCUGCUAAUACUCCAAAGAAGCCUAAAACACCUAUGGGCUCCCAAAACGAAGCAAACGGAGGAGGUGAAGACACUUUUUAUGGCAAACGUCCCCUGAGAGCUGAAUUUGACGAUGUGAAAGAAUUUUUUGCGGAUGCUGGUGAGGUUGUUGAUGUUCGUUUUCCCACACAUGAGGAUGGCAAUCGUAAAGGAUUUUGCUAUGUUGAAUUUGUUUCAGCUGAGGCUGCUGAAAAGGCAUUUAAAGAGAAGCAAUCAAAAGAGUUGCAGGGUCGUGAAGUAAGACUUGACUUCGCUAAGGGAAGAAAUACACAAACUCCUCCAAUGAUGGAUCUUUCCAGAAGCCAGUUCAGGGGUAGCAACAACUCGAUAUUUAUCCGGGGUUUCGAUAAAAAUCUUGCAGAGGAUGAGAUCCGAAGCGCUCUCCAACAACAUUUUGCUGAAUGUGGUGAUAUAACAAGGGUCUCUAUCCUGACUGAUUAUGAGUCUGGUGCAAUCAAAGGAAUGGCUUACAUGGACUUUAAGGAUCAGGAUUCAGUGUCCAAAGCCAUUGAGCUCAGUGGCUCUGACAUUGGUGGUGGCUAUGAGCUUUAUGUUGAUGAAGCCAAGCCAAAAGCGAUGGCGGCCAGCGUGGUGGUGGCAGAUUUGGUGACCGUUCUGGUGGCAGAUUCGGUUCCGUGGGUCAGGCGUGGUGGCGGUGGCAGAUUUGGUGACCGAUCUGGGGGCAGGGAUGGUGGCGGCAGAUUUGGCGGACGACGUGGUGGUAGGGAUGGUGGCCGUGGGGACGGUGGCGGCGGCCGUGGCUUUGGUAACAGGCAGAGUGCUGGCACUCCUAGUGCAGGUAGGAUUCAUCCUGUACUUGUAAAGAUAACUGCAUUUUGGUUUGAGCAACAUUGGGCUGCGCUGCCAUACCUAUUGGCCAUGACUUACAAUUUUCUAACUGCUAAAGCUGCUUUGAGCUCACUGCAUACACAUCCUCUUAUUUGCACAGGAAAGAAGACCACUUUUGGUGAUGACUGA
Molecule: messenger RNA, 1800 nt
Organism: Miscanthus lutarioriparius
Lineage: Eukaryota; Viridiplantae; Streptophyta; Magnoliopsida; Poales; Poaceae
Source: the annotation of a GenBank genome assembly